GCAUUGCGUUUUUGGGCCUGUAGAGUAGUUCAUGGCGUUUUCCUCAGUGGGUUUUGUUGGAUACUUGUGGGCGAAGAUAGGGUUUUGGUGGUACCAUCCAAUAAAGUGAUGUCAAUGAUGGGCUUUGAUGGAGGAAAGAUGGGAUUUUUAUUGAUGGGUUAACCACUGUUUAUAGUUUUAAGGACUUGUUGGGUGCUUUUUUGUUUAAAAAAGGAUUAAUGUUGAGAUCUGGUAGGAGUAGGGACCGUUCUAAUUAGUAUUAAUGGUGUCUUGAAGAUUGUAAUGCAUGCCCAUUUGAUUUUUUUUGGCAUUGCAUCUCCUUUUUUUGUUUGUGGCCCAUUUGCCCCUUUCCCUUUUGCUAUUCUGCUGAUGAAGAGAGCAUAUGAGGGAGAUCUUGCGUUAUUUGUUUUUUUUUCGGUGACUCCGUCUGCUUAAGUGGUCUUCAUGCAUUGACUUAAGUCGCGAUUUCUUCGAUAAAUUUCUGGUGUGGAUCAGCUAGAUGAGAUCUUCUUUUGCCUGCUUCUUGGUUAUUAGUCUCUAGAAAUUCCCCUUUUCUGAUUUGCUGUGUCCGGAGAAAAUGGCUCAAUAUAUCCAUUAUGGGUUUAGAUAUUGUUUUGGAAAGUGAGAACCAUUUUCAAGCAGUUCCAAGGCCGAAAACUGUUCAUCAGCCUCCCCACGGCAGAGCAAAAGUAGAUGGGAAAGAUAUAAAAGAAAUAUUAAAAAGCAGAUAUAACAUCUUGAGGCGCUUAGAUGGUGAUCACAGAGAGUUGAGCUUCAGCAACUCUACUACUCCCCGCCGAAAAAGCAUGCCAGCCAGGCCUCAUAGUACGAAUUUAAGUAACAGCGAAGUGGUUAAAAGGGGGUCGGUAUAUCAAAGUUCUAAAGAGGUAAGAAGUAUGAGAAAGUUGAGAGGUGGAAGGAGAAAUGUAGAACAAGCCUUUGAUGAUGAGGGUUUUCUCUCUUUUGAGAUUGUUGAUCCUUUGCCUCCACCUUGCUCAAAUGAAUCCAUUGGACGUUCAAAUAUUACGUCUCUAAAUGCAGAACCUACAACCUCAUCUAUUGACAAAAAUCCUUCAGUUCCAGUAAAUUCUGUGGAAUUUCUAGAAUUAUCUGAGCACAUAAAGCUCAGUAGCUCUUGCUCUGGUUCUGCCCAAGCAAUGGACAGUUUGAAAGAUAGGGCCCCAGAGCUUGGCUCGCACCCUACAGAGAGAAGAGGAAAAGGAACAGUCGAAGAACACAAGUGCAAUGAAGAUCAGAAAUUUCAAAAGAAAACUCAUAGUAACAACACCUGUGAGAGAGACACUAAGUGCAGCCUGCCCAAAUCAUUAUCAGCAAAGGCAGUAAUGUUCAAUUCACCUUGUAAAUCAGAAAGAGAGAUCUCUAAUGCCAGUCCAAGGUCACGGUUUAGUCCAUUUAAGAAGAUGCUGGAUCCAAUUAUGAAAUCAAAAUCUCUGAGAAAUCCAUCUAUCAUGGAAACAGAAAUUGGCGGUAGUACUGCUGCCUAUCCUUCAAGUAUAAAGAGGCAUAGGGUGUUACGUAAAUCUUUAUUGAAUGACUUCUCAAAAGCAACUGACAAGAUGAAUUAUGAUGAUAUACUGAUUGAGCUAGAUCAAGAUCAAGAUCCAGUGGCUGUUCCUUCACCUGCUCAUCUACAUGCCACUCUUAAAUUGGAUUGCAAGCAUGGUGCUUUAUCAUAUGAGUUUGCUGUCAAAGAUCCUGAUGACAUUAUUUUGGCCAAGACAUGGAGAACUGAUAGUGCAUUCAAUUGGGCCUACACCUUCCACAGCGGUAAGAAGAAGGGUUUUAAUAGCAGUGGACAGUCAUCUGCAAUGAUUGGUCAGAUGCAAGUUUCUUGCUAUUUGUGUUCAGAAAUAAACGACAAUGGAUCAAUGGAAAGUUCUACAGUAACAGAGUUUGUCUUAUAUGAUAUUGCCCAGGCGAGAAGGAGCUUUGCUAUUGAAGAUUCAACUUCAGCUACAACUAAAUCAACAGAAAUGGAGACAUGUCAAUAUCGUCAACUACACUCUUCUACUGAUUUCGACCCUGAUCCUUCAACUUCUUACCCUUGGCCACCGAAAGAGUUGCAUUCCUAUCUAGAAAUUGCUGCUACUGUGAUCAGGAUACCUUUCAGUAAGAAAGAAAUUAAAGAGCUGCAACUACAAGAAGAUAAAAAUACUAAAGCACAACGAAACUUGCCAAGUUCUCCCGCAAAAGAUCAGGGGAGUGUGGCAACCUUCGAAUGUAUGAAUCAUGCUAAUGUAAAGGUGGUGGCUCCUAGUGGACCCCACAGUUUGCCGAGCAAUGAGGAAGGUAGCCCGUCAUCAUUGUUGGAUAGAUGGAGAUAUGGUGGAGGAUGUGAUUGUGGUGGCUGGGAUAUGGCUUGCCCUAUUGCAGUUCUUGACUGUCCUUGUGCUGCUAAUGACGUCGUCAAUCAUUCAAGUAAAGGAAGUCAUCAGCAAAUGGUACUUUUUGUUCAGGGAAGAAAAGACAAGAUUCCGGCACUAUACAUAGCAGCUGAUGGGAAAGGGCAAUACUCAGUUGAUUUCCAUGCCCAGUUAUCAGCACUACAAGCAUUCUCUAUCUGCAUUUCUAUACUCCACAGUUCAGAAGCUAUGUCAGCACUCGGUCAAGAAAACAAGCAGAUGCUAUACUCAAACUCCCUGAAGUUGCUCCUCGAGGAAGAAGUGAGACAUUUGCUCGAAGCUGUCGCAGAUGAAGAGAAGAGAAAGACAAAGAAGCAAACCAAACAGCUCCAGUCGCAUUUCAUUCUUGAUCCACCGUUUUCUCCCAUUGGGCGAGUUUAGGGGGAAAGUAUAGCAUAUCGAGACAGAGAAAUUUUGAAAGUUGAGUGCUAUUCGAUUUAAUUGUAAACAUGGUCCAUCAUAGUGUUGUAGGUUCAAAUGCGUGUAUAUAAUUUAGAAGGGAGGAAAUGUGAUAUAUUGUUAAUAAGAUACGAGUAGAGUUUGUUGGGCACUGAAUGAUUUGUAGUUGGCAAUUUGGCAUAGAUGAAAGCAUAGAUAAAAUAAAUAAAUAAAAGGAGUAAGCUUUUGAUCUC
Molecule: messenger RNA, 3055 nt
Organism: Asparagus officinalis (garden asparagus)
Lineage: Eukaryota; Viridiplantae; Streptophyta; Magnoliopsida; Asparagales; Asparagaceae
Exons: 3
Coding region: 597-2804 (735 amino acids)
Source: RefSeq, a predicted model, not a curated record